AUGCCCGGUUGGUCAAUGGAACGUGUUCAAGUCGUAAUUGAAAAGUUCAAACUGGAUGUUCAGGGCGACCGGCACGAGCCCGAUUACGCUAGUGGAGACACCAACUUGGGCAAAACAGUCGCCGGUGUGUCCGUCUUUGCAAAGAAGAAGGUAGACACCUCUACUCCAGCCGCACAUCAAAGUGACCUACCCCUUCAUGUUGACACAUAUGGAGGUGGUGCCCGUUGGUAUAUUGUGGAUCACCGCUCUACUGUGGAUCCUCACUCCAUGCGCCUGGAUAUUGAGUGA
Penicillium oxalicum is the source of this 288-nucleotide messenger RNA. RefSeq lists its product as uncharacterized. The record is from RefSeq and is a predicted model, not a curated record. Lineage: Eukaryota; Fungi; Ascomycota; Eurotiomycetes; Eurotiales; Aspergillaceae. Bases 1 to 288 code for a protein of 95 amino acids. The transcript has 2 exons.